Molecule: messenger RNA, 2088 nt
Organism: Zea mays
Lineage: Eukaryota; Viridiplantae; Streptophyta; Magnoliopsida; Poales; Poaceae
Molecular function (GO): copper ion binding; oxidoreductase activity
Source: RefSeq, marked validated
ACCAAAACCCACCUUGGCAACAAAGCAGACGAGCACGCAGGACGUCGUACGAGAGGGAGUCGGUAGAGCGCGGCGCGCACGCCACACAGCAGGAGAAGCGAGAACCAACCAUCGCAUGGCGAUGGCGGCGGCGGCGGUGCUCGCUGCCGUCAUGGCGGCCGCCGCCGCGCAGGCGGCAGAGGUGCGCUGGGAGGUGGCGUACCUCACCGUGGAGCCCCUCGGACGACCGCAGAAGGUGAUUGCGAUAAACAACCAGUUCCCGGGUCCUCUGCUGAACGUGACGACGAACCAGAACGUGAGGGUGAACGUCCAGAACAACCUUGACGAGCCCCUCCUCAUCACCUGGGACGGAAUCCAGAUGAGGAUGAACUCGUGGCAGGACGGCGUCACGGGCACCAACUGCCCCAUCCCUCCCGGAUGGAACUGGACCUACGAGUUCCAGCUCAAGGACCAGAUCGGCAGCUUCUUCUACUUCCCGUCGCUCGGCCUUCAGCGAGCUGCCGGCGGGUUCGGCCCCAUCACCGUCAACAACCGCGCCACCGUGCCCGUCCCCUUCGACCAGCCUCAUGGCGACAUCACCCUGUUCAUCGGGGACUGGUACACCAAGGGCCACGUUGAACUGAGGAACAUGCUAGAUGAUGGUCAGGAUCUAGGCGCACCAGAUGCUAUUCUAAUCAAUGGAAGGGCACCUUACAGAUAUGACAGUGCACUGGUUCCGGAUGGCCUUCCCUACGAAAUCGUUGGGGUUGAGCCAGGCGAAACAUAUCGCUUCCGCGUCCACAACGUUGGCGUCUCAACAAGCCUCAACUUCAGGAUCCAGAACCACAACAUGCGUCUGGUGGAGACCGAAGGGACCUACACCAACCAGCAGAACUACACCGACCUGGACAUCCACGUGGGACAGUCCUACUCUUUCUUGGUGACCAUGGAUCAGAACGCGAGCACCGACUACUACAUUGUGGCGAGCCCGAGGUUCGUAGGCAAUCCUCGAUGGCACGAAGUGGCUGGUGUGGCCGUCCUUCAGUACUCCAACUCCAAGGGUAGGGCUUCUGGCAGCCUCCCUGAUGCUCCAGAUGAUCACUACGACAAGUACCACUCCAUGAACCAGGCAAGGUCCAUCAGAAUGAACACGAGCGCCGGCGCUGCCCGUCCAAACCCGCAGGGAUCAUUCCACUACGGAUCGAUCAACGUCACGCAGACCUUCGUCCUCAAGAACGAGCAGCCCCUGAGCAUCGGCGGGAAGCGCCGGAGGACGAUCAACAGGGUGUCCUACUCGCCUCCGGAGACGCCGCUGAGGCUGGCCGACCUCCACAACCUGACCGGAGUCUACGCAGCCGACUUCCCCGCGACGCCCAGCGACGACGACGCGCCGCCGAGGGUAGCUUCGUCCGCGCUCAACGCGUCCUACAAGGGGUUCCUGGAGAUCGUGUUCCAGAACAACGACACCGACGUCCAGACCUACCAUCUCGAUGGCUACUCCUUCUUUGUUGUCGGGAUGGAUUACGGCGAGUGGACACCGGACAGGAGGAGUGAGUACAACAAGUGGGAUGCCAUCUCUCGCUGCACGACUCAGGUCUUCCCCGGGGGCUGGACGGCGGUCCUAGUCUCGCUCGACAACGUUGGUGUCUGGAAUCUGCGCGCCGAAAGGCUGGAUGACUGGUACAGAGGGCAGGAGGUCUAUGUGAAGGUUGCCGAUCCACUGGGCUACAACAUCACCGAGAUGGUCGUCCCGGACAAUGCCCUCUACUGUGGUCUACUGAAGGAGAGGCAAAAGCCACAGGUUCAUGAGUCGAACAGCAAGUCGUCGGCGCAAGGCGAUGCUGGAUGGAGCAACCGACUCCUCGCAACCAUGAUCCUGGUCGUCGCAGCUGUGAUCUUCAGUUGAUCCUCUCUCUUUUUUUUUCUCCAAAGUUUUUUGGUAGAUUUUUGCCUAGAGGAAAUAGAACAUUGAAACGUCUAGCCUACAAGUUCAGCAUAGGGUAGUUCGUGGAGAUAGGAUCUGGCCGAGCUGUUUGAUAGUGUAGGGCAGCUUGGAAUGAUGUCUGUGGAGAAGGCAAGAAACGUGAUACUGGAAUGAGAUUUAUCAGU